Messenger RNA from Phyllotreta striolata, 1293 nucleotides. NCBI's taxonomy places the organism in Eukaryota, Metazoa, Arthropoda, Insecta, Coleoptera, Chrysomelidae. The record is from the annotation of a GenBank genome assembly.
AUGGAGGCGACCAGUUCGACUCCCUGUUCACCGGGAGCCGCCGAUUCGACGUUCGCCAGCGUUAAACAAGAAUCAGGAUCGCGUCCGGGCAGUCCAUUGGAAGCUUCCAGUCCGGGUUCCAUAUCAGUUACAGAGCAACAUUAUGUGGCUGCGGACUCGAACAGUUCCAGCACGACUAAAUCAUUCGUACCUUGCAAAGUGUGCGGAGACAAAGCGUCCGGUUAUCAUUACGGAGUGACUUCUUGCGAAGGAUGCAAGGGAUUCUUCCGGAGGAGCAUCCAAAAACAAAUCGAAUACCGAUGCCUGCGCGACGGCAAAUGCCUGGUGAUCAGAUUGAACCGGAACAGAUGUCAAUAUUGUCGAUUUAAGAAAUGCCUAGCCGUUGGAAUGUCCAGAGACUCCGUUCGAUACGGUAGAGUACCGAAACGGUCGAGAGAACGCAGUACCGACGAGGCGUCGCGCGUGACGACAACCGACGCCGAUCAAUCCGACGUCGAAACCAAACAAUUGGCCGUCUACGAUGUCAUAUUGAGCGUAUCGCAAGCCCAUCACGCCAAUUGCGGGUACACGGAGGAACAAACGCGCAACCUCUCCCGCCAACCGGUCGUCCUGCCGCCUCCCAGCCCCGACUCGGACGCCGACGAAACCGCCUCCUCCUCGGCCGAAUCCACGGAGACCGAACGCCGCCGCUUGUGGCAGCGAUUCGCCGCCAACGUGACGCCGAGCGUCCAGCGCGUCGUCGAAUUCGCCAAACGCGUGCCGGGUUUCUGCGAUUUGGGCCAGGACGAUCAGUUGAUACUGAUCAAGAUCGGUUUCUUCGAGAUUUGGCUCGCCCACGUCGCUCGAUUGACCACGCACGCCUCGUUGACGUUCGACGACGGCACGUCGGUGAGUCGGAGGCAGAUGGAGAUCAUGUACGAUAACGAAUUCACGUCGUCGGUGAUCCAUUUCGCGACGAGUUUCAACGCGUUGUCGUUGAACGAUACGGAGGUGGGGCUGUUUUCGGCGGUGGUGCUGCUGACGGCCGAUCGACCUGGAGUCACCGACGUCAAGACGAUAGAACACCAUCAGGAUAAGUUGAUCGAGGCGCUGAAAGUGCAGGUGGGUAGGAACCACGCGAACGAGCCGCAGAUAUUCUCGAGUUUGCUGAUGAAGCUGCCCGAAUUGAGGAGUUUAGGGGCGAAGCACACGGCCCAUUUGGAUUGGUAUAGGAUGAAUUGGACGAAGUUGACGUUGCCGCCGUUGUUUGCGGAGAUUUUCGACAUUCCCAAAUCCGAGGACGAUCUCCAGUGA